GUCAGGUGAGCGGCGUCACGUGACGGCGCUGGCUGCGGGGCCGCGGCGGCGGGUGGCGGAGCGCAGCGGCGAGGGGCCUCCGGGUGCGCGGCCUCCCCGGGACUGCCGAGAGGCGGCUGCCGCCUUCUCCCUUGCACGGCCCUCGCUCGCCCACGUACCCUUGGGGUACAAUUUAAUUAUCAAUUAAGAUGGAUAUCCGAGGUGCUGUAGAUGCUGCUGUCCCAACAAACAUCAUUGCUGCCAAAGCUGCUGAAGUUCGGGCAAACAAAGUAAACUGGCAGUCUUAUCUCCAAGGGCAAAUGAUUUCAGGUGAAGACUGUGAAUUUAUUCAAAGAUUUGAACAGAAAAGAAAUCCAGAAGAAAAACAGGAGUUGUUGCAAACAGAAGGCAAUCAAUGUGCUAAAACGUUUAUAAACUUGAUGACUCACAUCUCCAAGGAACAGACGGUUCAGUACAUUCUGACAAUGGUUGAUGAUAUGCUACAAGAAAAUCAUCAGCGUGUUUGUAUCUUCUUUGAUUAUGCAAAACGUGGUAAAAACACUGCAUGGUCCUAUUUUCUGCCUAUGUUGAAUCGACAAGAUCUUUUCACUGUGCAUAUGGCAGCAAGAAUUAUUGCCAAACUGGCUGCUUGGGGCAGGGAACUUAUGGAAGGCAGUGACUUGAAUUACUAUUUCAACUGGAUUAAAACUCAGCUCAGUUCACAGAAACUACGUGGUACGGGGGGUUCUGUGGAAGCAGGAGCAGUCUCUACAAGUGAUAGUUCCCAGUAUGUACAAUGUGUUGCCGGAUGUCUGCAGCUGAUGCUCAGGGUCAAUGAAUACCGCUUUGCGUGGGUAGAAGCAGAUGGAGUAAAUUGUAUCAUGGGGGUCUUGAGCAACAAAUGUGGCUUCCAGCUCCAGUAUCAGAUGAUUUUCUGUGUGUGGCUGCUGGCGUUUAGUCCUCAAAUGUGUGAAUAUCUCCGUCGGUAUAAUAUUGUUCCAGUGUUGUCAGAUAUUCUUCAGGAAUCUGUCAAAGAGAAAGUAACUAGAAUCAUCCUUGCAGCAUUUCGGAAUUUGUUAGAGAAAUCUACUGAGAGAGAAACUCGCCAAGAAUAUGCUCUUGCCAUGAUUCAGUGCAAAGUUUUAAAGCAGCUAGAGAAUUUGGAUCAGCAGAAAUACGAUGAUGAAGACAUAAGUGAAGAUAUCAAGUUUCUACUGGACAAGCUCGGUGAGAGCGUGCAGGACCUUAGCUCCUUUGAUGAGUACAGUUCUGAGCUCAAGUCAGGAAGACUGGAGUGGAGUCCUGUACACAAAUCUGAGAAGUUUUGGCGGGAGAAUGCUGUAAGGCUAAAUGAGAAAAAUUAUGAACUACUCAAAAUCCUGACAAAACUUCUGGAAGUUUCUGAUGACCCACAGGUGCUGGCUGUAGCUGCUCAUGAUGUGGGCGAAUAUGUACGACACUAUCCCCGUGGGAAACGAGUGAUUGAACAACUUGGUGGUAAACAGCUGGUUAUGAACCACAUGCAUCAUGAAGACCAACAAGUUCGUUAUAAUGCACUACUGGCUGUGCAGAAGCUGAUGGUUCACAACUGGGAAUACCUUGGAAAGCAGUUGCAGUCAGAACAACCUCAAACGGCCACCGCACGGAGCUAAACACUUCUGUCAGUUCAUGCUUAUAGCUACAGUAUGUUUGUCUUUAAAUUAAUAUCAAGGAAACACUGAAAUCACAUGUUCUUUGCGUGCUGCUAGUGCGUAAACUUUCCAUGUUUCCUCUAGUAUUGUUGGCUUAUAAAAAUUUGUUCAACUAGUUCUGAUGAUUAUGCCUAUUAGCUGCUUGUUAUAUUCUGAAUGUAUAUGAGGAAAUGUCGCUAAUAUAUUGCAUUUGUUUUAUGUAUUUAUUCUCAUAAUAAAGACUGUUAUUAAAGGA
Falco peregrinus (peregrine falcon) is the source of this 1905-nucleotide messenger RNA. It is a transcript of the gene ATP6V1H, whose product is annotated as ATPase H+ transporting V1 subunit H. Lineage: Eukaryota; Metazoa; Chordata; Aves; Falconiformes; Falconidae. Bases 189 to 1631 code for a protein of 480 amino acids. The record is from RefSeq and is a predicted model, not a curated record. Gene Ontology annotation, biological process: proton transmembrane transport. Gene Ontology annotation, cellular component: vacuolar proton-transporting V-type ATPase, V1 domain; lysosomal membrane. Gene Ontology annotation, molecular function: proton-transporting ATPase activity, rotational mechanism. The transcript is spliced from 14 exons.